This is a messenger RNA of Falco peregrinus (peregrine falcon), 1916 nucleotides long. It is a transcript of the gene HPCAL4, whose product is annotated as hippocalcin like 4. The transcript is spliced from 4 exons. NCBI's taxonomy places the organism in Eukaryota, Metazoa, Chordata, Aves, Falconiformes, Falconidae. Bases 100 to 675 code for a protein of 191 amino acids. Gene Ontology annotation, molecular function: calcium ion binding. The record is from RefSeq and is a predicted model, not a curated record.
GGCGCGGGUAGAGCCGGCGGGCUGGACCGCGGCCCCUCCGGUACCGGCUCCGUGCGCCGCCGAGCCGCCGCCUGUCCGCGCCGCACGACAGAGGCAGCCAUGGGCAAGCACAGCAGCAAGCUGGCUCCAGAGAUGCUGGAUGACCUGGUGAGGAGCACGGAGUUCAGCGAGCAGGAGCUGAAGCAGUGGUACAAGGGCUUUCUCAAGGACUGUCCCACCGGUAUCCUCAACCUGGAGGAGUUCCAGCAGCUCUACAUCAAGUUCUUCCCCUAUGGAGAUGCCUCCAAGUUUGCCCAGCAUGCUUUCCGCACCUUUGACAAGAAUGGUGAUGGGACCAUCGACUUCAGGGAGUUCAUCUGUGCCCUGUCUGUCACCUCCAGGGGCACGUUUGAGCAGAAACUCAACUGGGCCUUUGAGAUGUACGACCUGGAUGGGGAUGGGAAGAUCACACGCUUGGAGAUGCUGGAGAUCAUUGAGGCCAUUUACAAGAUGGUGGGGACUGUGAUCAUGAUGAGGAUGAACCAAGACGGGCUGACACCCCAGCAACGUGUUGACAAGAUCUUCACAAAGAUGGAUAAGGACAAGGAUGACCAGAUCUCGCUGGAGGAGUUCAAGGAGGCAGCAAAGAGCGACCCCUCCAUUGUCCUCCUCCUGCAGUGUGACAUGCAGAAAUAGAGCCCUGGGGCUCGUGGCUGGACUGGCUGCAGCCAACCUCUGCUCCCCAUGAUGGUUUCCAUCCCCAUUUUCUGCUGAGUGCCCCCAUGCCCACUUGGCCCCAGGCAUGAGUCACGCUCCGUCCCUCCUGCCACCCAUCCACCUGCUCCCAGCUGCGUCCUGGGUAGCCCACAGGCUGUAGUUCUCCCUUGAUGGGCAGAGCCUGCUCUGGGUGUUGCCGGCUUGAGGUUACCCCCAAAUCAACCCUCUCCCAUGCUGGAGCUGGACUCCCUACAGCCAGUGGUGAGCACCUUGGCUCCUCAGGGCCAACUGUUCCCAUGUUCCUGCUGUUUUCUCCCUGCUUUCCCCCACUGCUCCACCUGGCCCAUUUCCUGAUCCUAAAUGAAACCAGCUCUUUCCACCUUUCCGCUGAUCCCUUCCUCAUUGCUUGUGAUGCCUCCAAGGAGGCUGAAAAGCCCCAAGUCCUGGCCCUCAUCUCUUCUUCACCUUCAGUUCUCUGCAAGGCUUCCCAGAGGGGCCAGGGCUGGCCCCAGGGUGCUGGGGAGCUCAGACAGGGUGCUGCACCCUCCUUGAGGGCUCACUACCUUGGCUCUCUCUGCCCACCUUUAGCUUUUCCACCUCUGCUUUUGCUUUUUGCUGCUGGGAAUGGCCAGGGUUGGUCAGAGGACUUUAGGGGAGAGCAGAAGUGUCCAUGGCCACUUCUGGAUGUGGCCAGUGUUUGAUCCUAAAAGCCACCUUCUGCCCCAUCACCUGUGUGAGCUGGCAGAGCAAGCAGGUGACCUCCACAACUGCCCUGGCAGCAUCUUGGAUGCUUUGUGGUGGUUUUGGCCUUCCUGGAUAUUGAGGUGAUGCCUGGGGUUCUAAAUUGAAGGCAGGGGCUGCCCAUCUCCUCUGAGGGCUGCCCUGGGGCAAGAUCAGGAGUGUGGGUGUUGAAGGCAUGCCCUGGUGUUGCUUCUGGUGUGUGGCACUACUGUGGGGACUGGUGGGUUCUGGACUGGGGCUGUGGAGAGGUGUGGAUGGGUUCUGUACCUGCUGAGCCUCCUGGCAAGGCUCUGAGGCCACAAGAAACAUGUCUGUCUCCUUCCCCCCCCCAUCCUAGCCUGCUCCCUCCAUCCCUCCUGCCCCAGGACCGGAAUAUCGUCACGGGUCUGUAUUUAGUCUGCACGUUGUGGUGUUGAUGACUGUAAUAUCUGUUAGGAGAUGGUGAAGUUGUUAUCUAUUUUUUUAAUGGAAAAAUAAAC